AUUCAGGGUUUCGUGAAGGCCUCCACGAAAUCAUCACAUCUACUCCAAGGCAUGCUCAUCUCCUCCAUCCAUUCUCACCGUCUCUUCCUUGCCCUCAUUUCCUAGACUCAACAACAUCCCUUCCAAAUGUCACGCUAUUACAGCGGAGGCUACGACCGGCUCGACGACCCCGACUGGAACCCAAACCUCGAUGCGUCAGAGUCAGCCGUCAACCUGGGCUCCUACGAACCCGUCCACGCCCACGAAGACGAUGCUGCCCCGUUAAAUCGCGACACCGCCUACCAACCCGCCGUACCCGCCACCUACCUCGACUCCAAAUACCCUCCGCGCGGCGUGAAAGGAUGGAAGAGCAAGACGUGGGAUCGGUGGACGGGGCGGAAGAAGAUUAUCGUUGCGAGCUCCGUCAUUGCCGCCGUGGUGGUCAUCAUUGCCGUCGUCGUCGGUGUUUCCGUCGCUGAGACUGAAGGCUCGCCUUUCAGCUACACUCAAUCCUUCGCCAACGUUACCAACGUAAAUGCCUUUGCUAGUGGAGGUGCCGUCCACGGAUCUCCGGUUGCGCAUGAUGGUAUUGGCGCGGGAGAGGACACUUAUACCUACUACUCCGGCGAUGCCUCGAACUUCCCAAACAACACCAAAUGGAUGUCUUACCAGAAGAUGUGGAGUAAUAACCUCAAUACCAUCUCCGGCUCCUGCACCACUUUGGGCGAUGGCGCGGAUGACACAGCAAAAGAGAUCGAGUACAUUGCACAAUCGAUCCGCAAUCGCUCAAUCGUAUCCCUGGUCGAUCACCGCCUCAUCCUGGCCGUCAUCCUCCAAGAGUCCGGAGGUUGCGUACAUGCCGGGCAAACAACCUCCUACUCCGGCGUCCGAAAUCCCGGCCUGAUGCAAUCCCACGACGGCCACUCCUACAACCCCAGCCACAGUCAACUCUCCAUCCUCGCCAUGAUCCAAGACGGCGUGCAGGGCACCGACAAAGGCGAAGGCCUGGUGCAGCUGCUAAACCAAUACGGCAAUCCGUACGAAGCGGCGCGCGUGUACAACAGCGGCUACAUCCCCAAGAGCGGCAAUUUGUCCGAGGCGGCGGGCGCGACGGCAUGCUAUGUUUCUGAUAUUGCGAAUCGGUUGACGGGCUGGACUACCGCGCCCAAUACGUGUCCGGGUCAGAUGGGAACUGCGUAGAUGAGUGCACGUGACGUGGAGGUUAAGCGUCGGACAAAAGGAGUCGGGCGCAGUGUCUUAUAUGAUCCAACCCUGCUCAUACGGCAUUCGAUGCGGGCAGUGAAAGCAGAAGAUCAAGACUUGGCUCCGGUAUGAGAGAAGGAAGACGACAUCGGAGAAUCCUGGCGGUGCAUUCGGGCGCUCCUCAACAAGCUCACUUGGGGAUGUAAAGAGGGAAGCAGCGCAAUAUACUUGCAUAGAGCACGAAAUGACCAAUGACCA
Neohortaea acidophila is the source of this 1440-nucleotide messenger RNA. RefSeq lists its product as uncharacterized. The coding region runs from base 127 to 1179 and encodes 350 amino acids. The transcript is spliced from 3 exons. The record is from RefSeq and is a predicted model, not a curated record. Lineage: Eukaryota; Fungi; Ascomycota; Dothideomycetes; Mycosphaerellales; Teratosphaeriaceae.